AUGGAAGGCGAGAACGGUGCCAGACCGCGUCCGGGGCGUGGUCCUCCAGCCCCGCCGCCGCCACCAGGUCACGAGGAGACUAACGGCGGCGGUGGGCACCGGCGUGGUGGGCAGACGAAGCAGAUCAUCUGGCCGCGGCGCCUCCGCCGCGUGGCCGUAGCUCUCGCGGUAAUGAUCGCGGCCGCCGUCUACCUUCUCUUCGCCGAGGCUCUCGCUGCACCGCCCGAUUCGGCCGCGUGGUUCUUCGUGGCCUUUGCGCUGUGGAUCAUCGGGCUGGUCAUGUUGUACUCCUGGAUGAUGGACUGA
Molecule: messenger RNA, 306 nt
Organism: Miscanthus lutarioriparius
Lineage: Eukaryota; Viridiplantae; Streptophyta; Magnoliopsida; Poales; Poaceae
Source: the annotation of a GenBank genome assembly